AUGUCGCCGAAAACAGUCUCUUUUGGUGCAUUCAUUAAUCGAGCCAAUUUCUGGUACAAAGCAAAUGGGCUUGCGACCUACGAUGAUGUGUACGACGAUGAACCAGCGGAAAAGUCAACAAAGAAAGGCAUAGCAGCAUCACGCGUACGUCUACGUAAGCUUUUCUGCUUCAUCAGCCUUCUCAAUAUACACGUGGUGCUGCUCUCAGAAAUUGGGUUCGUUGUUGCUACUUUUGUGGAAAAUGCAGAUUUCUUACAAGCAGCCACAAAUUUGUGCUACAUAGGUUUCGUUGUAAUGGCAGUAAUUAAAACUUGGAGUAAUAUACGACAACGUACACACAUAAAUGUUCUUCUGCAAAAAUUAUACAAAAUAUAUCCAAAGCACGCCGCAGAUCAACUCGAAUACGAUCUACAAAGACAUCUUGAUCAAUACAAACGAAUGAGUUUUAUAUUCGUUUUCAUAUACCUCUGUACGGUUUGGGGCUACAAUUUCCGACCGUUAUUCCAUUAUUUAAUUUCCAAAUAUUGGCUGCACCAAGGAGCCUGGGAACGAGCAAUACCCUAUUAUGUUUGGGUACCUUUUGAGUGGCGUGACAAUUGGCUUUAUUUUCCGUUUUAUGUCCUCGAAGUAUAUGGGAGCCAAACUUCUCUUGCUGGUUAUGUGGCUAAUGAUUUGUUAUUAUGUGCCACAACAGCUCAGCUGAUAAUACAUUUUCGGAAAUUGGCUAACAGCAUAGAGCAGUAUAAGGUUGGUGGUGGCCAAAGUGAGGUGCAAGUUGUACAAAAUCAGCAGGACGAAAAAGAUUUGCGCUUCUUGUCUGCCGUCGUUUGUUAUCAUUCCGAAGCACUAGAGCUUUGUGAACUGAUAAACGAAAUAUUUGGGACGCAAACACUGGUCAACUUCAUCUCGACUUCUUUCGUGAUGUGCUUUUUGGCUUUUCAGUUUGUCAUUGGCGUGCCCCUUGAUGAACUAAUUAUGCUGGUUUUGUAUAUGGUGUGCUCGCUCUUUCAAAUCUGUAUGAUUUGCAGCUAUGGACAAGAACUCAUAACGACGAGUGAAAAUAUAGGUCACGCCGUGUAUAAUCACAAUUGGCUUGUUGCCGAUAUUCGCUACAAGAAAACAAUGACGCUGAUUAUACGACGCGCCCAAAAGCCGGCUAUGCUAAGAGCCACAUCGUUUGUAGAUGUGAAAAUGGAAACUGUAACUGAUUUACUACAAUUGUCCUACAAGUUCUUCGCCCUCAUACGAACAAUGUACGUGCGAUAAAAACUAAGUCGCAGUUAAGACUCAUGAGAAAAUAAAUGAAGACCUCGUUCUAUUGACACAGACACACAUAGGAUGUAUAUAUUAGGGAUGCUAAUGACUUUUUCAACUCCGGAAAAUAGUGGGAUUGCACGCACACAACACUGGUCAUUUCAGGAUUUGUAAUUUCUAAAGCGGCAUAUGAAAUGGAGUCGGAAAGUCCCUUUUAAUAGCAAAAAGCAACAUUGGCUUUAACUUUUUAGCAAAUACGGACACGUUUGAAGGUUUUUUGUUUUGUUUUGUAAUAUAAAAAGCAACAUAGAAGGAAAGUAAGUAAUAGCACUGGCUAGCCUGAUUUUUUAUUUUAACAUAAAAUAAUAUGUCUUAAAACCUAUUACUUCCCGCUAA
Molecule: messenger RNA, 1650 nt
Organism: Anastrepha ludens (Mexican fruit fly)
Lineage: Eukaryota; Metazoa; Arthropoda; Insecta; Diptera; Tephritidae
Product: putative odorant receptor 85d
Exons: 4
Coding region: 1-1266 (421 amino acids)
Biological process (GO): sensory perception of smell; detection of chemical stimulus involved in sensory perception of smell
Cellular component (GO): plasma membrane
Molecular function (GO): odorant binding; olfactory receptor activity
Source: RefSeq, a predicted model, not a curated record